AUUGACUUUUGACAACUUCGAUUUUCAAAUUAGUCAGCUUUCAACGGUUUUCCAAAUUGUUUUGAAUUUGAUUUGUCCAGUUUCUAGUUAUUGUUUGUAUUGAAGGAAAAAAUAAAAGUUAUUUAAAAAUAAGUAGAUUGUAAGAUGUCAAGUUUAAGGGCGGCAUCGCCCGCUCAUUCGUUGGAUCUGAAGUCACCACGCCGUCAACGGUCUCGUCGCACAAGGAGUGUAAGCUCAGCAGCAUCUAACACUUCAGUGCGCCUUACAGCAGUCCUGCAAGAUUCAUUCCAAUUGUCACCUGUGCCAACGGGAAGAUCAAUGCUCAAUGAUGGGACACACAUUGAUGAACCUGCCAGCCAAAGUUGGUGGAAGCAAAUAGAUGCCAACUCCAGAAAUUUAUCUGAGAUUAUGGAACAAAGAGACAAUGAAGCAAUUGUGAAAGAUACAAAUAUUGCAGAGAUAUUUGAUUUUGAAAUCUUAAGCCAAGAAAAUGAAAAUAUCAGUGUAGAUAUGCCAGAAAGCAGUGAUGGUGAAUCUAUUCAAAGUAUAAUUAUUCCUCAACAUAAAAUAUUCAGAAAUCAUGAUGACCAACCUCAAAAGAUGAUAAAAACAAAACUAAUCAACAAUAAAGAAAAUUUAGUUAAGACGCAAAAAAGUUACUUUGAUCAGACAACUACAGACCAGGAAAUCAAUGUUAUACCAAAAAAACUUUUUAAUCAGGGAAAACAGAAAACAAAACCUGUGUUCUCUACAGCACUACUUAGUGCAUCAGCAAACAAAACUAUGAGUAAAAGUCCUGAAAAAUCUACAAAAGAAAUACAUGGUCAAGUACGUAAUCUUUUUAGUAACAAACCUGGUGCUAAACGUAAACACACAUUUGGUGCUUUUCUUUUGAAUGACAGUGAAGAUGAUAUCCCAGAUAUACAACCUAAAGUUUUCAGAUUCCCGAAAAAAAUAGAAAACUCACAGAUAUUGAAACAACAUAGAAGGUCGACUUCUCAUAGUUCAGUCCAUUCAUCUACAUCUAAUAUUACUGAUGUAGAAAUGGAUGAAUGGGAACAUCUUCCUUCAUCAACAAUGGUUGAGCAUCAGUUUGAUGUUGGUGAAAUAACAGAAGAAUUACUUGUAGUUAACAGACAAUCUCAAACUAAAAGAAACAGUAAGGUAACAGAUGCUAAUGAAUCUCCUAAAGAAACUUCAAUAAGAAAUAUGUCAAUACAUGUAGAAGAUAUUCCAACUAAUAAAACAAUGAAUAAUGAAAAUUUACACACAUCCAAGAAAAUUAUUCAGGCACAAAGGUCAAACAAUUCAAAUGCCAAAGAUGCCAUUAAUACAAAAGUUCAAGAACUUCAAUUUACUAACACAACUUCUCAAGUUCUAAAUAUAGCAGAAACUGGCAGUAAUUUUGUGAUAAAUGAUAAUAAAUCUUUUAAAGAAACUUCAGUCAGAAAUACAUCUAAACAUAUACAAGACAUUUCAACUAAUAAAACAAGGAAUGACCAAAAUAUUUUAAAUAAAUCCAAAGAAAAUAUUCAGGUUCAUGGCAACAUUUCAAAUGCCAAAGAAAUCUCUGUGAAAAGUAAAUCAAAACUUGUAGAAGAUAUUUCAAGUAAUAAGACAUUAAAUGAAGAAAGCCUUUUAAACAAAUCCAAGAAAUUAAUUCAGGCGCAGACAUCAAGGAAUUCAAAUUCUAAAGUAAUUCACACAGAAGCUAAAGAGUUACAAUUAAUUAACACAACUGCUCAGAGUUCAAACCAAUCAAAAAAUAACAAUAAACUAAUGAUAAAUCAGACUAAAUCUCAAAGUGAAACUCCUGUUGAAAAUGUUUCAAAAUGUGUAAAGGAUGGUUCUGAUAAAACUAUAGUCGAAGAAAUUAUUGAAAUGGACUUGGAUGAUAAUGAAAAUGAACAAACACUUAUAAAUGAAUGUCCGGAUGAUUAUGAAAACUUCACUUUAGUAUAUGAAGAUGAACAACUUUCCGAUGUAAAUGAUAAGGAAAUACGUGAUAGUCAAAGACAAGAUGUCACUGAACACGAAAACGUAGAAAUGAACGAUCAAAUUGAAGAAGAAAAUAAAAAUAAAGUAGAUAAUCACGAAAAAGAAGAAUAUACACAAGAAAACCUCGAAGAAAAUAAAAGUAAACAAGAAUAUAGUAAUCCAGACAAUUUUGAAAAUAAUGAGGAAGAAAAUGAAAAUGUUGCUGUCAAUAUUGAUAAAGAUGGACAAACGAAUGAAAACCCAAAUAAAUCACCGAACGUGUCUUACGACACUACUGGAAGAUUCAGGAAAAAUAAACGCAAUACUAAAUCUCCGGAAGCUGUGUUACACGAUAAAAUUAAUCGAGAAGAAAUAUUCUCUAGUCUACGUCACAAUAAAACGUUAGUAAGAUCAAAAACCAUUAUUAAAGACCUUGAUGUACAACCGAGUUUUGCCUCCUAUAGGGAAAGUACAGGACUAACAGAUGGGUCUAUAAAUUCUAGCGCUGAAGGUUCAGGUUGGGAUUCGCACAGAACUACUCGUAAAACAUUACGGCAAACUUUCGGAAAAGAUUUUACGCCGAGGAAAUCUAUGCGUGCUCUUGUUAUGGAACGAUCGGCAAAACGACAAACCAAUCCAGAUCUUGAAUCAAAUAAGUCCAAACGUCAGACCAAUUUUAAUGAAUCUACAAAUAAAACUAGACUACAGGACAAUUUGAACGAUAUUACAUCGGGUACAAUGAGAAGGCCUAUUGCGAAUUCAACAGAAUAUCCUGAUUUUGAAUCUUAUCAUGUUCAAGAUGAAGAAUUUGAAUCAGACAGAGAAAAAGAGCAAGAUGAAGAAAUUCAACCGGCUAAACAACAAGGAAAUAGUGAAGAAUCAAAAUCACAUAAAGAACAACAGCAAGAUAAAUAUCAAGAGCUUGCAGAAGUAUACUCAGAUAGGAAACAAGGCAAAAAAAACGAAUCUGUUAGAGAACAACCAGAAAAAGCUGUAGAGUCUGAGUCUAAAAGAAUACAAGAGCACGACUUUGAAAAGGAAUCUAAUAAAGAACAAGAACAAAGUGACGAAAUAGAAUCAGAUAGAGAACAAAAUCAAGAAAAUGAACAAUUAAAGUCUGAUAAAGAUCAUGAUCAGAGUAAACAGCAUGAGUCAAAUAUAGAACAAGGGGUAAUGGAAGAUAUUGAAACUGAUAAAGAACAGAGUAAAGAAUUAGAGUCAGAUACAGAACAAGAGCAUAAUGAAAAACUUGAGUCUGACAAAGAACAUGAAAAAAGUCAAGAAUCUGAGUCAGAUAGAGAACAAGAGGAAGAAGAAGAAAUUAUAACUGAUAAGGAACAAGAGAAAAGCUAUGAAUUCGAGACAGACAGAGAACAAGAUCAAGAUGAAGAACUUGAGUCUGAUAAGGAACAAGAACAGAGUCAAGAAUAUGAGUCAAAUAGAGAACAAGAGGAAGAAGAAAUUGUAACUGAUAAAGAACAAGAGCAAAGCUAUGAACUGGAGUCAGACAGAGAACAAGAUCAAGAUGAAGAACUUGAUUCUGAUAAAGAACAAGAACAGAGUCAAGAAUAUGAGUCAAAUAGAGAACAAGACGAAGAAGAAGUUGUAACUGAUAAUGUACAAGAGCAAAGCUUUGAAUUGGAGUCAGACAGAGAACAAGAUCAAGAUGAAGAACUUGACUCAGAUAAAGAACAAGAAAAGAGCCAAGAAUAUGUGUCAAAUAUAGAACUAGAAAAAAGCGAAGAUAUUGAUACAGAUAAAGAACAAGAACAAAGUGAAGAAGAAUCAGUGCCAGACAGGGAACAAGAAUCAGAUGAUGAAUCAGAGGACGCUUUAUCAUAUAGAGAGCAAGAAGCAUCUGAACUCGAUCAAACUGUAGAGGGGUCUAAUGACUUGUCAAUGCAAUUAAGGCAGAAAAACCUAGAAAUGUUCGAUAGAAUCAAGCAAGAAAAUGCUGAAAGGAGACGUAAAAUGCAGGAACAAGUAAUGAAUUCCCUCAAAAUGGCAAGGCAAUAUAACCCGUUCAAAAUUCCCGAAAUACCUAAAACAAACAAAGUAGUGAAAGCUAUUAAGAAACCAGCUAAGUCAAAACCGAAGCCUUCUCCCUUCUUUAGUGAGCCGUUACCUCCAGAGAUCUUAGAGGAUAUGAAAUAUAAACCCCCUAAGAGGUUUCAAGGAAAGAACGCCGCGUGGAUUACUAAGAGACUGUACAAAUAUUUGGAAGAUAAACUGGAGCCAAAAUACGAUUAUCGCGCUCGAGUCCGCGCAGAGAAGCUCGUGGAGAAACUCUAUCACUUUGCUAAGGACGUACGCAAACUGCCGGUCGCGCCGCCCGCCGCCAUCGACGACCUCAAGCGCGAGAUGGCGCGCCUGUGCAUCGUGAGCACGCACUACGACUUCUACUGCUUCUUCCACGACUUUAUGCCCAGGGAAAUAAGGAUCAGGGUAAACCCUGAUAUUCUAAACAAGAUACCAGCACCUAGAAGUAUGUUUGCAGACAUAUUAGAAGACAAUAGUUAAACAAUGUCCAGUGACUCGUUUUGUACAGGAAUAUAUUUUUUGGUAGGGUCGGUCUCCUGGUGAGAUACCGAACUUUCAAAGGGAAUAUUCAUUCCUCCACCAACCAAAUGACAUUAUUUAACUAAAUGACAUAUCCUAACUCGCCUACGUUUGCUUGUUUUUUGUUUUUGUGUUUGUUGACAAACAGCUGUGUUUCUGAGUUACGCGUUUUCUGUAAUGUGUGCAAAACAUUAUAAAAACAUGCAGAUAACGAGUUCUAAUCGCUACUAUAUCUGUGCGGUGGUAAUAAAUAUAGACGUUGCUCAAAAUGCCUGGUCUGCGCGGGCCCUUAUUCCAAAUACCUACGGAUUAAUGGACCCUUCACAUUAUGUAUUAAAAAUUAUGAACUCAAGUGUACAUAUAUAAAAAUCUUUGUAUUAAAAUUCCCUAAUUUAAUUUUUAAGUGUUUUGGAUUGUUGUAGACGAUUGAUUAAUGAUUGAUAUUAUAAUUACUAAUAAAUGAUUACAUUUUG
Bicyclus anynana (squinting bush brown) is the source of this 5009-nucleotide messenger RNA. Its product is annotated as putative leucine-rich repeat-containing protein DDB_G0290503. The coding region runs from base 145 to 4497 and encodes 1450 amino acids. The record is from RefSeq and is a predicted model, not a curated record. Lineage: Eukaryota; Metazoa; Arthropoda; Insecta; Lepidoptera; Nymphalidae. The transcript has 7 exons.